Molecule: messenger RNA, 1228 nt
Organism: Pelagomonas calceolata
Lineage: Eukaryota; Pelagophyceae; Pelagomonadales; Pelagomonadaceae
Source: the annotation of a GenBank genome assembly
AUUUCUUUGCCAGCGCGCUGUAUCGGCCGCAUAGCUCUCGCUGGGCGACGUGAAGCCGGUUUGGUACAGCCCUGAUACCCCUCUAACCGCAGCGACGUGCGCCGUUGCUCACAAACCCGCAGAAACACUCACCCUCGGCUCGAGCUGUACUAGCAGCAUCCAGCGCAGCAGCGCAUCGGUGCCAGCAAUGGUGCAAACGCGGUCGAAGAGAGCCGCGGCAAAGCGCGUUUCGGCAGCCUACUGCUGGUGCGCCUACAUCACAGCACUCGCAGCGAUCACAGUUGUCGCAUUGGUGCUCGAGCCGCCGCCAUCGCUGCAAGGACGACCGCUACUGUUAGGCCUCGUUUACGACGUCGCCGCGACGCUUGUCGUCUACGCGUUCUCGCUCUUCGCGGACAACAGCAGCGUCUACGACCCGUACUGGUGCGUGCUACCGUUGUGGCUGCUGGCUUAUUGGCGGCACGAGGCGUCGAGCGACUCUGCGCGCGCCCUGAUAGUCAUGAACCUGGUGUGGGCAUGGGCGAUCCGUUUCUUCAUUGGAUACCCGUGGGAGGGAUGGACGACGGGGCUAUCGCACGAAGAUUGGCGUUAUAUCGAUCUGAGAAAAAAGCUCGGCAAGGGCUACUGGCCGUUCUCUCUAUCGAGCCUCCAUUUGACGCCGACUCUGCUGGUUUUUGGCGCGCUGGCGCCGGCUGGUGCAAUCAUUCUGCAGGGCGAGGCGCCGCCGCUGAACGUCGGAGACCUCGUCGCAUGCGUCGUGACGCUGGCGUUCCUCGUCCUAGAAGCUGUAUCUGACGCGACGCUGCGGCGGCACCGCGCCUCGGGUGCGAAGACCACAUGUGUCCGGGGCCCGUGGGCCUGGUCGCGCCACCCGAACUACCUCGGCGAGUGCGGCUUCUGGACGGGCAUCUAUCUGUUCGCGCGGGCCGCCGGAAUUGGCGACCUCUCGUACGCCGUCGGGCCGAUCACGCUCUGGCUGUUUUUUCGGUUCGCCUCGGCGCCGUUGAUGGAGGAGCGAUCCCGUGCCCGGCGAAAGGACUACGACGCCGUGUCGCCGUCCGCAAUACUUGUGCCGCUACCGCUCCUCUCGCGGAAGGCGAAGCGAAUGUGAGAAUGUGAUCUAUCUAAGAAUGUGGGACGGGUGUGCGGUCAAGCAGGCCCCACGGCGGCUUGGUGGCUAGGCGGCAUAGCUCUAAGCAAAGCAAUGUGAGUAACAAACACAUAGUGG